AUGGGAUCCAAAGGGCUAAAUAAUUUUCAUAAUGAUCGAAUUAUAAUUGAAAAUUCUCUUAAUGAAUAUCAACUUCAACGUGAAAUGUUAUGUUUAAGAAAAGGUUGUGAAUUUCUUAUUAUAUUUGCAUUUAUUAAACAAGAUAAUAUUGAAAAUAUUCAAUUAUUUGAAUUUAUUAUUAAUAAAUUAAAUCCAAUUAAUCAAAAAAUAAUUCCAAAUUGUCUUAAUCAAAAAAGACCAUCAUUUAUAAAUAGUCAUUCAUGAAAAAGAAGAAACAAAACUAACAUUGAUUGGAAUCAUAAAUCAACAAGACGUAAAAAACCAACAAAGAAAAUAACACCAACGCCAUCAUUAAAUCGUAAACAUCAUCAACAGAAUCAUGAUCGUACAGGUGAUUAUACACCAGGAGCUAAAGUAUCAGCUGAAGUAGCAAAAAUUAUUGAUGAUGAUUUAAGAUAUGAUAAUAAUGAUGAAGUAAAAGAUCAAAAUAUUCAAUUACAAACUGAAAAAGAAAAUAAUCAAUCAAAUGUGACUAAUGAAAAACAAUCUCGUAGUCCAGCUAUUACUAUUAUUCGUUCCAAUAAUUGUCCACCAUUACAAGUUGAGCCAUUCUAUCAUCUUAAGCAUUUAUCUACUAACAAUCAACAAAAUCUUUCAUGUUUACCAACAAAUGAUUUUAUAUCUUAA
This is a messenger RNA of Rotaria sordida, 687 nucleotides long. The record is from the annotation of a GenBank genome assembly. Lineage: Eukaryota; Metazoa; Rotifera; Eurotatoria; Philodinida; Philodinidae.